This is a messenger RNA of Phalaenopsis equestris, 672 nucleotides long. RefSeq lists its product as uncharacterized. The transcript has a single exon. Bases 1 to 672 code for a protein of 223 amino acids. The record is from RefSeq and is a predicted model, not a curated record. Gene Ontology annotation, molecular function: RNA-DNA hybrid ribonuclease activity; nucleic acid binding. Lineage: Eukaryota; Viridiplantae; Streptophyta; Magnoliopsida; Asparagales; Orchidaceae.
AUGGAAAGAAACAAAGUUAAGUUUGAAGAUGUUAAUCCAAAUAUUUGGAAAAUUGCUAGAAACUGUCUAUCUUAUCUUCAUAAGAUGAUUAACUGGAAAAGAUUUCCUAACGUCUCCAACUCCUGUCCAACAAUAAAUUCUGAACAUCCUCAAGUUAUCAGAGUCUACUGGAAAGCCCCAAACUCUCCCAUUGUGAAGAUUAAUACAGAUGGAAGCUUUACCAAAGAUGGUGCUGGAGUGGGUGGCAUUUAUAGAAAUCAUUUGGGUAAGUGUCUGUUAUAUUUCUACACCCUAGUUAUGGCCACUAAUGCAACUGAUACUGAACUUAUUGUUGUGUAUUGGGCAAUCAUCCUUUCCAUUAAGGCUAAGUGGAAUAAGCUUUGGUUAGAAGUGGAUUCUGCUAUAAUUAUUCACCUCUUAAAUCAUGAGGAGGGAGCUCCCCGGCAUCACUCAUACUGGCUUAAUAAAAUCAGAGAUCUUAGUAGCAUGGUACAAAUUCACUUCACUUUCAUAUAUAGGGAAGGAAAUCAGCCUGCAAAUUGGUUGGCCCAGAUUGGAUCACAUUCUAACAUGACUGAGGUUGCUGCUAACCCUCCACCAACCCUGCAUUACCUGCUUCAAGGAGAUACUCUAGAUGUUCCUCACUUCAGAAUUGCUUAUAUAGACACAUGA